Messenger RNA from Populus euphratica (Euphrates poplar), 1614 nucleotides. Its product is annotated as nodulation-signaling pathway 2 protein-like. The record is from RefSeq and is a predicted model, not a curated record. NCBI's taxonomy places the organism in Eukaryota, Viridiplantae, Streptophyta, Magnoliopsida, Malpighiales, Salicaceae. Bases 1 to 1614 code for a protein of 537 amino acids. The transcript has a single exon.
AUGGUAGUUGAAUAUCUUCCUUGUUAUUCAUGGCAAAGUACGUACAAUCCCAUAGAAGAAGUAGGCCUAUUUUUUCGAAACACAGAUCAAUUAGGCAGCUAUCCCGAGGACUCUUCUUUAUGCGUAUCUUUUGAAGGUUUCUCUGAUAUCUCCUCUCCUAUCCCAAUUUCUCCAGUUUCUCUAGGUUUCCCCCCCCAUGUUGAUGAUUUGCCUGUCCCCAUGUCCCAUCCAGAGGAACAGAAAUAUUCCCUAAUUCCGGAGUCUAAUAUUACUUUUGAUGAUCCAUUGAUGGUAAGAGAAUUUGAGGAUAUAAAUGAUUGGUUGGCUAGUGAGAACAGUGGUGCUCUGCAAAACUUUCCUGGAGAUGAUGCAGGGAGCCUGCUUGUCUCUCCACCAUCGAUGGAGACAUCUAUAGACACACUGACGACUCAAACAUCCUUGGUUCUGCCCGGUAUGGGAAUGGAAUUUGAUAGCCAAUUGAUGAUUCUCCAUCUGCUCAAGGCUUAUGGAGAGGCUGCGGAGAUGGAGAUGAAAGAGUUAGCAGAAAAAAUUAUGAGUCGGUUAAAAGAGAUGGCAUGCCCUAUUGGUUCAACCCUGGAGCGACUUGCUUAUUAUUUGAUUCAAGCACGGGAAGGGGAAGUGGACUUUCUAUGGCAAGAAGCAAGCAAGAAUUAUGAGGCUGCCUUUAAAGCAUUCUAUCAGAUAUUUCCCUACGGGAGGUUUGCUCAUUUUACUGCCAAUUCUGUAAUACUAGAAGCCAUCCCUGAAGAAGCUGACAUAGUGCACAUAGUUGACUUUGACAUUGGUCAGGGUGUGCAAUGGCCUCCACUGAUCGAAACACUUGCGAGGCGAGGCAAAAGAAUGGUGAGAUUGACUGCAAUAAAAUGGGAGGAGGAAGAGGAUUGCAUUGGUUUUGGUUCCUCGAGGAGGUUUGAGGAGACGAAAUUGCGCUUAUAUGAACACGCACAAACAUUUGGUUUGAGAUUGAAAGUGGAGGAGAUGGACAUGGAGGGUUUGGUCAGUGAGAUGAAGAAGACAAAGAAAAGAGGUGGAAGAGGGGAAUGGUUAGCCUUCAAUUGCACGGUGGGUCUCCCUCACAUGGGGAAAGGCAGGAGUGCCAGGAGUCUUGGGGAGUUUCUAAGGUUAGCCAAAGAUUCGAUCACCCUCAAUACUGAUUGUGGUAGUGGUACUAGGGGAACUAUAACUAUUGCAGAUGGGAUUGGUUGGGGCAUGGAAAUGAAGGAGCAGAAAGGAUACGGCUCUGUUUUUGCAGGGCAGCUGGUUCAGUUCAUGGCCUUGAUAGAAUCAAUGGACUGUCAUUUCCCUGACCAUCUAAGAGAAGCAAGAAUAGCCAUGGAAUGCGUGUUUUUGAUACCUUAUGUUUCUUCUUCUUUUGGCUUGCAAAUGUGGGAUGAUAUUGCUAAAGAAAGCAGGGCACUCUCAGAGGUAGGGUUGGUGGCCUGGGAAAUGAGAAAAGAUAAUCUUCUAGAGGCCAGGGAAUUGAUCAGAGAAACAGAAAGCUUCUACUGUGUGAACAUCGAAGGAGUGAAGGAGAACCAAAUGGUACUGAGCUACAUGGAAGUUCCUCUGGUGAAGGUUUCAAGCUGGACAUAA